AUGUCAACCGCUGCCAGCUGUCCUAUAGUUGCAUUGCCUCCUGACAAGGACCUACGAUCUCCCAAAUUCCAGCCGAACACGGUCUAUUCAAUUCCUUUCACCAAUCCCGAUCACCAACUUAACGAGAUUUGUUCGAAGUUGAAAAAACAAGGGUUCGAAAUCGAAGGCUCAUCCAUUGAAGCAUACUUGACAAAUGCCACCGGAAAGAUUCAUGUUCAACGACGGGCUGGUCCAGAUAAUAUGUCACGGCCUUAUGUGAUCGAGGCCGCCGGAGGUGCAACGGAACAAUGUGACAAAACACUCCACCUGGCUGCCCUUCGUGAGCUGUUGGAGGAGGCCGGCAUUUUGAUUCUAGGCGCCACCCCCCUCGAGAAAGGCUAUGUCCACUUCUGGGAACACACAGAAAGACAUACCCGUAAGAAAAAGUGGCUGAUCAAGGUUGCCUUCGUCUACUUCAUUUCCAACGAUGAUGACUGGCUGUUCACCAGUCGUGUCUGGGACAGCGAGUCUAAAUCGCCAAUGGGGAAAUUGCCAAUUCUCUUGGAUGAAAAAGAGGUCAGCGAUGCCUUCUCCAUUUCCCAACUCCAAAUGGAGGAGAUGAUCAUUUGGGAUCCCGAACAGAGAAAGACUACAAAAGAUCGCCAGUCUCUCGUUACUCAACGUGAAACAUACGCUAUACUGGAGGAUAUCUUCGGAUAA
Molecule: messenger RNA, 699 nt
Organism: Penicillium nucicola
Lineage: Eukaryota; Fungi; Ascomycota; Eurotiomycetes; Eurotiales; Aspergillaceae
Exons: 1
Coding region: 1-699 (232 amino acids)
Source: RefSeq, a predicted model, not a curated record